AUGAAGGUAGACCAGUGUGUGUUCGUUUUAUUGUGGGCGAUUGCGUUUGUUGUUUGUUUCACCUUCCCAUAUUCCGCAGCCGCGGGAGAAGAUUGCACGAAUUUCAACAAGUCUUGCAGCGAUUGCACUGGGCAUUCGCAAUGUUACUGGUGUUCUUCAACAGAGGCUUGUAUAAAGUAUCCUGGAUGGACGAAGAUUGUUCCUCGAAAUUGCCCGAGCAAGAAAUGGUUUUAUGGCCAGUGUCGAAUAUCAGGCUAUGUCCUCAUCAUUUUAGUCCCUUCCUUGGUCGGUGCCUUCUUGUUAUUUCUCGGAUGUUGUAUCUACUGUUGUUGUUGUCGCCAGUGCAACAAAUGCAAGAACAAGCGAAUGGAUAAGGAAGACGCAAAAUUGAAGCGUAAACGAGAAGAAAUGACGGCCCUUCAUUCUCAGAAACGAAGCGAAAGGGAAAUCAAGAGAGAUGAAAUCAGAAAGAAGUACGGCCUUCGGCCUGGAUCGUCCGGUUAUCAGCGAAUUGAGGACAACCCUUGA
This is a messenger RNA of Pocillopora meandrina, 528 nucleotides long. NCBI's taxonomy places the organism in Eukaryota, Metazoa, Cnidaria, Anthozoa, Scleractinia, Pocilloporidae. The record is from the annotation of a GenBank genome assembly.